Messenger RNA from Helianthus annuus (common sunflower), 936 nucleotides. RefSeq names its product photosystem II CP47 reaction center protein-like. The transcript has a single exon. The record is from RefSeq and is a predicted model, not a curated record. Gene Ontology annotation, molecular function: chlorophyll binding. Gene Ontology annotation, cellular component: membrane; photosystem. Gene Ontology annotation, biological process: photosynthetic electron transport chain; photosynthesis, light reaction. Bases 463 to 936 code for a protein of 157 amino acids. Lineage: Eukaryota; Viridiplantae; Streptophyta; Magnoliopsida; Asterales; Asteraceae.
UAAAAAAGAACUAAGUACUAUAUUUUACUUUGAUGUGGAAACGUAACAAAGCCUUUCUUUUUAUUUAUAAUAUUGUACUUUAUCUUUAUAAUAUUGUACUUUAUCCUAAUCAGAUUUUAUUCAUAAAUUCUGAAAAAUUUAUAAAGAAAAUAAGAAAAAAUAAGGGAAAAUGAUUACGACUAGUGUCCUCUAAUGAUGAACAAGUAUGGGCACAUUCGCUCAUAGAAAAUCGCAUUAACUUCCCCAUUGCGUAUUGGUACUUAUCGAGUAUAGAAUAAAUCUGCUUCUCUUUGUUCCUACGAACAAAAUUGUUCCAUUAUUACCAACAGAAUAGAACAAAUAUGAACCCUUACGUUGAAAUAAUCCACUAAAUAGGGGGGUCCAUAACAUAGUCAUAGUAUAGUCUUUUACAAUGCAAUAAAGUUACGUAGUGUCUUUUUUCUUUCAUAAAGGGGUAUUUCCAUGGGGUUGCCUUGGUAUCGUGUUCAUACCGUUGUAUUGAAUGAUCCCGAACGGUUGCUUUCUGUUCAUAUAAUGCAUACAGCUUUGGUUGCUGGUUGGGCCGGUUCGAUGGCCCUGUAUGAAUUAGCAGUUUUUGAUCCUUCUGACCCUGUUCUUGAUCCAAUGUGGAGACAGGGUAUGUUCGUUAUACCCUUCAUGACUCGUUUAGGAAUAACAAAUUCCUGGGGCGGUUGGAGUAUCACGGGGGGGACUAUAACGAAUCCGGGUAUUUGGAGUUACGAAGGUGUGGCUGGAGCGCAUAUUGUGUUUUCUGGGUUGUGCUUUUUGGCAGCUAUCUGGCAUUGGGUAUAUUGGGAUCUAGAAAUAUUUUGUGAUGAACGUACAGGAAAACCCUCUUUGGAUUUGCCCAAGAUCUUUGGAAUACAUUUAUUUCUUGCAGGUCUGGCUUGCUUUGGUUUUGGUGCAUUAAAGUGA